UCCGACACUAUAUCCGCGAUUAAUUCUAUAACUGCCGACAAUAUAUUCGAAUAUUACAAACGGGAAAGGCCAGAUAGCGACAUUUCGCAACUAUAUCACAUGGUAGCCAAAGAUUUGGAAGAUGUCCUCGACUCAAAUUUCUUUAAAGAAGAUACGACGCGUGUUCUGAAGGACAUUAAAUAUAAUUGGGUUGAAGUAGGGACUGCGGGUCGCUUACUUCUGGUGUAUGAGGAUUGCGGUCGCUCAUAUAACCCUGAUCGGUGGCAACUUGAGGAUUGCGGUCGCUCAAGUUUGGAAGUCCGAGGAUUGCGGUUGCUUGGACCUAAACCACUCCUGUCGCAUUCCCCAACCACGUGGAAAAAACAACGCAUUCAAUUAUAUAAAGGUGAAGCAAAGAUCAAUAAUCAGAAGGCCAGUCGCAAUGUCCAGUUUCAAAAGUGCGUCACAAAAUAUCAGGGAGGUAUCGCCAAAGUUACUAUUGCAGAAGUUGAUAAAUGGGUUGAAGAAGCGGAAAACGCUGACGAAGUCCGUGAAAACAAAAAAAAAAGAAAACGUCGAGAUGCGAUAGAUAUUAAAGAAACUGAAACUUCUCAAGAGAAGGUGAUCACAAAUAAAGUUGAUCAAGAGGAAGAAACCAGGGUUGCGGUUGAAACAAAAAUAAAGCAGAAAAAAAUUGGUCAACUUUUUGAUGAAAUGAGGAAACGUAGCAUAUAUAUAUUGGUUAAACCAUUUAAAUCGUUAUCUCAAGAAGAUGCGGAGGACCUAUUUGAGAGAAUAACUCAAAACACCGUUGUUAAAAUUGAUCUUCCAAAUUUUAUCGAAAAAUAUUUACAAGAUUUACUUGAUGGAGAUAUUGAAGGUGUGUUUCUGAAAGUUAGAAAUCCACCCAGCAAGGAUUCGCAACCUCUACUUUUAUGGACGAGUGAAAUUAAUGCUAUUCCUAUUUUUAGCGGUGAAAUCAUCAAUGAAGCACACAAGGAUCGGAUUUAUAAUAUAAAUAUAGAUCAAAGACCAACAAGUUCUAAUAGAGGAGAUAAAAAUGAUGCGGUUAUAUAUCAAGAUCAAAAUGCCACAAUCAUUUAUGAACAGUCUUUCGGUCCAACAGAAUUCGAUGAGACACAUUAUUUAGAAGACAUAACUAAAUUGGCAAGGAAUGGUGUGGACGAUCUAAACUUCCAUUUUAUUCAAUAUAGUAAUUCUUCGAUAAUGACAGCAAAAAAUUUUAAGUCUAUUAGUAUUCACGGAUAUAAAUAUUUUAUAUCAGUUUAUCUUACGGAUCUUGUUAGGAUUAGAACUUAUAGAAUAUACGAAAUAUAUAAAUGCAAGAUUCCAACAUCAUUCACAGAGCGGUGGUUGCUUAAAAAAAUUGCAAAUCUUGGCGUUUAUCUGGAGACACUACUUACAGAACGUCAAUCUAUAAGAGCAAAAAUGUGUGAAGAAGAUGCUAACAUGGAAAAUAAUCACGAUUGUAUAUCCGAUUGGAUAACAAUACCAGAUAACACUCCUGAUAAAAGAAUAAAGUAUCAGCAAAAAAAUAAUAUUGCCAUUUCUUGGUGA
Acaulospora morrowiae is the source of this 1557-nucleotide messenger RNA. NCBI's taxonomy places the organism in Eukaryota, Fungi, Glomeromycota, Glomeromycetes, Diversisporales, Acaulosporaceae. The record is from the annotation of a GenBank genome assembly.